UUGUGUUUCCUCCCCUCCCUGUGAUGUUUCUUCAGUUUUCUGUUUUGUUUCCUGACUCAGAAGACCACCUGAGUCUAUAGGCUGAAGUAUGGCUCCAGAAAAGGAAAAUAAUGGACUUGACAACUAUGCAUUUGCACUUGAAGGACGUUUCUGUGAUCUACCUGAGACUCAACAUGGAGAAGAACUGGAGAGCUCCAUUGAAGAAGACAACAACAAGCUAGCCUACUGUGUCACAGAUGUGCCUCCAUGGUACCUGUGCAUCGUUUUAGGCAUUCAGCACUGCUUGACUGCAUUUGGAGGCAUCAUCGCCAUCCCUCUGAUCCUGUCUCAGGGGUUGUGUCUUCAGCAUGACGGUCUUACACAAAGCCACCUCAUCAGUACCAUCUUUUUCGUCUCUGGUAUUUGCACUUUGCUGCAAGUUACAUUCGGCAUUCGACUACCGAUACUUCAAGGUGGUACGUUUACAUUGCUAGCCCCCUCAAUGGCAAUGCUGUCCAUGCCAGAGUGGACGUGUCCGGCUUGGACUCAAAAUUCCAGCCUCGUCAACACCUCGUCUGCAGAGUUCACCGAGGUGUGGCAGAGUCGAAUGAGAGCGCUUCAGGGAUCCAUUAUGGUGGGGUCACUUUUCCAGGUAUUCGUCGGUUUCUCCGGCCUCAUCGGACUCUUCAUGCGCUUCAUUGGACCUCUCACCAUUGCUCCCACCAUUUCUCUUAUUGGAUUGUCUCUGUUUGACUCAGCGGGCACCAGCGCUGGCAAUCACUGGGGCAUCUCUGCAAUGACUACAGUCCUGAUCAUCCUCUUUUCACAAUACCUUCGACACAUAGCGGUGCCGUUUCCUACAUAUAGCAAGGAUAAAAAGCUCCACACCACCCGGGUCUACAUCUUUCAGAUUCUUCCUGUCUUGCUUGGAAUCACUUUGUCUUGGCUCAUCUGCUAUAUUUUGACAACGUAUAACGUACUUCCCUCUGACCCUGACCAGUAUGGUUACCUCGCCCGUACUGAUUUGAAGGGAGACGUUAUGGGCCGAGCUCCUUGGCUCAGUUUUCCAUACCCAGGUCAGUGGGGCCUUCCAACUGUGAGCCUGGCAGGUGUGGUGGGCAUCUUAGCUGGUGUGAUUUCGUCCAUGAUCGAGUCUGUUGGGGACUAUCACGCCUGUGCCAGACUCUCUGGUGCUCCCCCUCCCCCUAAACAUGCCAUCAACAGGGGUAUCGGCAUUGAGGGGCUGGGUUGUCUGCUGGCUGGGGCCUGGGGGACAGGAAAUGGCACCACCUCAUACAGCGAAAACGUUGGAGCCCUUGGUAUCACAAAGGUUGGAAGUCGCAUGGUGAUAGUGGCCAGUGGAGUCCUGAUGGUUCUCAUGGGUGUGUUUGGUAAAGUCAGUGCUGUAUUCACUACAAUCCCAUCACCUGUAAUAGGAGGGAUGUUCAUGGUUAUGUUUGGGGUCAUUUCUGCAGCAGGAGUUUCAAAUCUGCAGUAUGCAGACAUGAAUUCAUCCCGAAAUAUCUUCAUUUUCGGUUUCUCCAUGUUCGUCGGUCUUGUUAUCCCCAACUGGAUACUGAAAAAUCCUAAAACUAUAGCUACAGGUGUGGUGGAAAUCGACCAGAUGCUGCAGGUGCUUCUAACCACCAGCAUGUUUGUGGGAGGGUUUUUUGGCUUCAUACUUGACAACACCAUUCCAGGCUCCAAGCAUGAACGCGGCAUACUGGCGUGGAAUAAGGCUCACGAGGAUGACUCAAGCAAUACACUGGAGAGCGGAGAAGUCUACAACCUUCCCUUUGGUAUCAGUGCUUAUCUUUCAUCUUCCUCCUGGCUGCAGUACAUCCCUUUCUGCCCGUCCGGUGUGUCCAGCUCCCUGGAUGGAAGCGGUGCAGACAUAAACGCCCUGGAGCCGAAGCAUCCUCUGGGACAUCCAGAACCUUCACAGAUCAUUAUUGGAGUCCCUCUGUGAGCCCAGCGCUCACUCCACUCGGCCAUUUUGGGGGAUUUUUUAAAACCAUCACAACAAAGGCAGCUCAGUUUGGACCUUUAGUCCAUUUGAUAAAGACACUGUUAUGUAACAACAUGGUGCAAGUGUUUCACACUGCCUUUUGGAACGACGCUCACAAACAGCAUUUUGGAUAGAGUAGUAAAAGCAAUACCUAUAUAAGAUGGGUUUUUUUGAAAAUGAUUACAAAAAGCUGGCAAAAAACAGGAUAAUCUUGAAUACAUUUUCUGUACAGUAAUUUGUAUUUAGAGUAAAACAAAAAGCAUAAUGGAG
This is a messenger RNA of Sphaeramia orbicularis (orbiculate cardinalfish), 2257 nucleotides long. It is a transcript of the gene slc23a4, whose product is annotated as solute carrier family 23 member 4. Gene Ontology annotation, molecular function: transmembrane transporter activity. The record is from RefSeq and is a predicted model, not a curated record. Gene Ontology annotation, biological process: transmembrane transport. The transcript has 12 exons. NCBI's taxonomy places the organism in Eukaryota, Metazoa, Chordata, Actinopteri, Kurtiformes, Apogonidae. Bases 89 to 1948 code for a protein of 619 amino acids. Gene Ontology annotation, cellular component: membrane.